AUGCCUUUAUCUUCUUGGAAGACCUUCGUUAGUGCUCUGGCUCUGGCCAGUUCCGCGACGGCCUGCGCCCACCACAAUGAUGGUGAGGUCGUACCCGAACAUGAACGUGCCGAACUGCUCAAGAAGUGGGAUCAGGAGUGGUCCUUCUCCGGAAUUGCCAGCUUCGCCCACUUGAAGCCCGUUAAAUGUCUGAUCGAGCCCGAUGAGCACUACGAUGUCGCCAUUAUCGGCGCACCCUUCGACACAGCCGUCAGCUACCGACCAGGCGCUCGAUUCGGCCCACGCGCCAUCCGCGCCGCCAGUGCCCGUCAAAUGGCCCCAACUAGCUACAACACUCGUGCCGGAAUCAACCCCUACAAGUCAUGGGCUAAGAUCACUGACUGCGGCGACAUCCCCAUCACACCAUUCGACAACGGGCUCGCCGAGCGACAGAUGUACGAGGCGUUCCUGGAGCUGGGAUCUCGUAAGAUCGUGAACAAGGCGCCCAAGGAUACCGGAAUUGGCGCCAGCCACCCGAAGCUGGUCACGCUGGGCGGUGAUCACAGCGUGGCGCUGCCUGCGCUGCGCGCUCUCUACCAGAUCUACCAGAAGCCCAUCACGGUGCUGCACUUCGAUGCGCACCUGGACACCUGGAACCCGGUGCGGUACAGUGCGUACUGGCAAAGCGAGCAGACGCAGUUCAACCACGGCAGUUUCUUCCACAAGGCCAGUCGCGAGGGUUUGAUCUGUAACGCUACUUCUGCGCAUGCCGGUCUGCGCACUAGACUUACUGGUGUUGAUGCUGGUGAUUACACAAACCCCGGACCUGAGCAGGGUUUCAUUCGCAUUCAUGCGGAUGACAUUGAUGAGCUUGGUCCUAUGGGCGUUGUUGAGACGAUCAUUGCACGCACCGGUCUUGAUCCCGAGCAGCCUGUUUAUCUAUCUGUUGAUAUCGAUGUGCUAGAUCCUUCUACUGCCCCUGGUACCGGUACUCCUGAGCCUGGUGGCUGGACUACGCGCGAGUUCAUUCGCAUUCUGCGCGGUCUGGAGAAGCUGAACAUUGUGGGCGCGGAUAUUGUGGAGGUUUCGCCCGCUUACGAUAACAAGGGCGAGACUACUGCUCUUGCUGCUGCCCAGGUUGCUUUCGAGAUUAUUACUAGCAUUGUCAAGGCUGGUGUCGAUGAGGAGCUUGGCGGUUGGUAUGGGUGGAUGGAGCAGAUUGAGGCCCAGGAAGCGGCGCAGAAGGAGGCUAAGGACGAGCUUUGA
Molecule: messenger RNA, 1245 nt
Organism: Penicillium soppii
Lineage: Eukaryota; Fungi; Ascomycota; Eurotiomycetes; Eurotiales; Aspergillaceae
Product: agmatinase
Exons: 3
Coding region: 1-1245 (414 amino acids)
Molecular function (GO): agmatinase activity; metal ion binding
Source: RefSeq, a predicted model, not a curated record